Messenger RNA from Callorhinchus milii (elephant shark), 1307 nucleotides. RefSeq names its product zinc and ring finger 1 (gene znrf1). The transcript has 6 exons. The coding region runs from base 14 to 679 and encodes 221 amino acids. NCBI's taxonomy places the organism in Eukaryota, Metazoa, Chordata, Chondrichthyes, Chimaeriformes, Callorhinchidae. The record is from RefSeq and is a predicted model, not a curated record.
GGAGCGGCUGGCGAUGGGAGGUAAGCAGAGCACGGCGGCCCGCUCCAGGACCGCCUUCCCCGGCGUGUCGACGGACGACAGCGCGGUCCACGCCGGGCACUACAGCCACUACCGGGCCGGCGUCACCCCCAUGGGGCUGAGGAGCCGCUCGGUCAGCAGCGUGGCCGGGAUGGAGCCGGCGCAUCCCUUCGGGCUGUACGGCGGCGGCGGCGGCGGAGGAGGAGGCGGAGAGCGGGGCGGCGGCGGCGGCGGCGGCGGAGGAGGAGGAGGGCCGGACUCCGCGAGUAACGGUUACCAGGAGACGGGCGGAGGCGGCGCGGGUACCCGGGAGCUGCAGCUGUACCUGGGCUCCAGGGCGGCGUCGCUGUCCGACUCUCUGCCGCUCCACUUGGCGCCGCGCUGGUUCAGCGCACACAGCGGUUUCAAGUGCCCAAUAUGUUCAAAAUCUGUGGCUUCCGACGAGAUGGAGAUGCACUUUAUAAUGUGUCUCAGCAAACCACGACUCUCGUACAACGAUGAUGUGCUGAGUAAAGAUGCUGGAGAAUGUGUAAUCUGUUUGGAGGAGCUUCUGCAAGGAGACACAAUAGCUCGGCUUCCUUGUCUGUGUAUUUACCAUAAAAGCUGUAUAGAUUCAUGGUUUGAAGUGAAUAGAUCAUGUCCGGAACAUCCUUCAGACUGACCUCUGCUGGCCUGCAGCUGCUUACAGCCUUUGGUUAAAGGGCGCUUUGCUCACUUUGGCUAAACCCUUACCUGGAGUUUAGGAACCUGAUACGCUCGAAGUUUACCCCAAAAAACUGAAAUUUUCAGCAAUGCGUUAAAAACAACAAUACAAAAAGCACCAAUCGAAAUUUCUGCAUCGCACACUCGAAUAAAGAAGGCUGUCCGGAACACUCGCCAGGUGGUAGGAAAUUAUAACCUUGGUCCCAGAACAAUGGAAUUACUGUAUGAAUUUGCAAAGCCGGUCUGGAGUGCAAAAGGGACUAGCCAAAUGGAGCACGAUUGCUUUUUGGGUUUGAGGAUGUUGUGCAUAAAGACUUGUCCCCAGAUGAGAUUCAAGGCGGCAACACAAAAGGCGUAGAAGCAAAGGGGAGUAGAAUUUCAGGUGUGCGGACAAAGUUCUGCAGAUGCCAGAAUGUAAAAGCUUUGAGUAUCGGUGGGCUUGUAGUUGUGUCCAUGAUGUGUUUUACACAGUGUCCAGUGUAGCCGGCGUGUUCUUGCUGAUGUGUGUACUGACUCAAGCACGCUCCUGUUUUCUUCAUCCUACUUUGUGAAAGAUGUUGCCAAAAUUAAAAAAAAACAAAAAACGA